GGCCCAGCUUGCAAAGGCUCCCUCCGGACCCGAAGUAUACCGGAUCCGAGGGCCACUCCGGGCAUCCCUGUAGAACUACUCCUCUUCCGUAAUCGAUGGAUAAUGACAUCUGAAACGCGCGAGGGUACUUAGAUGCCCUGAGCCUCUCUGAAAAUCCACAAUGAGGCCAAACAAAUAGUGCCCAGAAAUCUUGGCUGGCUCCAGAGUUCGAUACACGGCCGCUGGUGUCUUCAAUCAGCAGUAUGCGCGUUCUCGUAAUUGGCGGGACCGGACGAUGUGGCAGGCUUGUCAUUGACGAGCUGCUGGGACGAGGCCACCAGGUCACUACCCUAGCCCGAACACCUGAUGCGCUGGGUGGUCCACGACCCGGUCUAGAUGUCAUCCAAGGCACCCCGAUGAACUUAGAUGACGUGCGAGCCGCGUUCAAAGCAGACAAGCCCGACGUGGUGAUUGUAACGCUGAAUGCGCCUCGAGCGAGCGAUAGUCCGUUUGCUGCCGCCAUCUCCCCCCCUCGUUUAAUGGCCGACUGCAACGCCAAUGUAGUGGCUGCAAUGAAAGAAUUUGGAGUCCGCAAGACUGUGAUUCUGCAGGCAUUCGGGGUGGGAGCAUCCUGGGCUAAUCUGCACAUUCUGCUGCGCCUACUCAUGAAGACAUCUAAUAUGUCACAUCAGUACGAUGAUCACAAUGAAACAGAAAGGGAAGUCCUGGCCAGCGGGGUCGGUUAUGUGUUUGUAAGGCCGUCGCGGCUAGUCGAAACGGAAGAAACUGCUAUCAAGGUGUGGCCAGAUGACGGCAAGGGAGUCCCCAUGAUGGCUAGUACGAGUCGGAUUAGCGUGGCACGAUACUUGGUCGACGUGGCAGAGAGUGAUGAAUGGGAUAACACGGCUCCAGUUAUCACCAACUGA
Aspergillus costaricaensis CBS 115574 is the source of this 905-nucleotide messenger RNA. RefSeq names its product NAD(P)-dependent oxidoreductase. The coding region runs from base 243 to 905 and encodes 220 amino acids. The transcript is spliced from 3 exons. Lineage: Eukaryota; Fungi; Ascomycota; Eurotiomycetes; Eurotiales; Aspergillaceae. The record is from RefSeq and is a predicted model, not a curated record.